AUGAGCUGCUUGAUUCUCUGCCCAAAAACCCAACGUAGAAAAAUGGAAGAGGAAUCCUACAUGAAAUCCAGUGGAUGCACCAUUAGGGAAUGCCAAGACAUGAUUCAAACAAGUCUUCAGACUCCCAUGGUGAAAAUUUUGAAGAAGCAUAUGGAGAAAGAUGGGUGUAAGUUAGGGGAUAAUUUCAUCAAGGCAGUUCAUUGCAAUAGGCAGAUGGGUGGAGGCUAUGUUCCUGGUAAAGCAAUAGUGGUGUGUAGCAACUAUGUCAGCUUGCGAGACGAGGUCAAUCAAGUAGUUAUACAUGGUCUUAUUCAUGCAUAUGAUGAAUGCCGCGCUGCAAAUUUGGACUGGACAAAUUGUGCUCAUCAUGCCUGUAGUGAGAUUCGUGCUGGCCAUCUAAGUGAUGAUUGCCACUACAAACGGGGAUUGCUGCGGGGUUUUAUGAAGAUAAGGGGCCAUGAACAAGAAUGUCUGAGAAGAAGAGUUAUGAAAUCAGUGACUGCUAACCCUUUCUGUUCCAAAGCAGCUGCAAAGGAUGCCAUGGAGGCAAUGUGGGAUAUCUGUUACAAUGACACAAAGCCCUUUGACAGAGCUCCAUGAAAUUCAGUCAUAUCAAUCCCCCACAGUUAAGCCUGGCAUUUCAUUUCAAAUGAUUCUGGAAUGAAUCCUAUUUUUGUAUUGAAUAGGAAGAAGCCCUGGUUCUUUAAUUGCAUGCAUUUCAAUCUAGAGUUAAUAUUCAUUUCUCUCUCUUGGAGAUGACUGAAAGAAAAGUUGUACCAUUUCCAAAUGUUAUACAAAUUCUACACUAAUGGUUAUUGAGGUCUGAUUAAGAGAAUAAGAAUUCUUGUUUAUACCAAUUCUGCUGGAUUCAUUAACUUUCACUCUCCCCAAAUCCCUUUUCUUUUGUGGAUUCUAGUUGGGUCAAUAACAUGCUGUUGGUUCUCGAUUCAUUCAUUUUCAUGCACGACA
Durio zibethinus is the source of this 969-nucleotide messenger RNA. Its product is annotated as mitochondrial inner membrane protease ATP23-like. NCBI's taxonomy places the organism in Eukaryota, Viridiplantae, Streptophyta, Magnoliopsida, Malvales, Malvaceae. The record is from RefSeq and is a predicted model, not a curated record. Gene Ontology annotation, molecular function: metalloendopeptidase activity. Gene Ontology annotation, biological process: mitochondrial protein processing; mitochondrial proton-transporting ATP synthase complex assembly.